AUGGAGCAGAAACUUCCCACUGUGUCCCUAACAGACAUGAAACUGGACUGCAGGCCUGAUUACAUGACGCUGGUGUGGACCGAGAGCAGACCGCAGGCCGACACCUCACUCCUCCGGCUGGGCAGCUGCUUUCCCACCAGCGUCACAGUUCGAGAGGCUGUUUUCAGCGUGGACCUCAAUGAUUGUCACUUCAGGAGACUGGUUACCGGGAAUCACCUGAUGUACACCAAUGAUCUGAUUUACUAUUCUCCUCCUAAUUCUCUCAUCCCUUCCUUCACUCUCCCUGUUGUCUGUGCGUAUGAAAGGCCCAAAGACUGGUUCCCAGCCAUUUAUGAACCAGUGUUUAGUACAUUCAAUCGAGAUGAUCUCGUGUUCCAUUUUGGACUUAUGAAUGCGGACUUCUCUGGCCCUGCCGAAUCCACCAGUUUUUCCCUGGGCUCCUUCAUCCCCAUCAUGGCCAGCGUGGAGCAGCAGCACCAUCAGCCCUUGCUGCUGCUUCUGGAUGAAUGUGUAGCUGCCACAACACCGGAGCUGCAGCAUGAAAGCAAUUUAUACCCAAUAAUCACCAAUAAGGGGUGUCUCAUGGACAGCAAGACGUCACGCUCAAAAUAUGAACCAAGAGUGAAGACGUCAGAGAUCCGCUUGUCCCUUCAAGCCUUUAAGUUUGCUCUGGGAGAGGACGUAUUCAUCCACUGCAACCUUGUGGCUUGGGACCCCAAUGCUCUUGACCACACCAAGAAGGCCUGUCACUAUGUUAAAGAUCAUGGCUGGGAGCUGCUGGAUCAUCCUACAUACAGCAGUUAUUGUGACUGCUGUGAAACCAGCUGCAAGUCCAGGAAGACGAGAAGUCUGGCAUCAGGGAAGCAUGGAGUCGAACGUAAAGCAGUCCUUGGGCCCAUUACCGUCACUGAUUCCUGA
Stegastes partitus (bicolor damselfish) is the source of this 918-nucleotide messenger RNA. RefSeq names its product zona pellucida sperm-binding protein 3-like. The transcript has 8 exons. NCBI's taxonomy places the organism in Eukaryota, Metazoa, Chordata, Actinopteri, Pomacentridae. The record is from RefSeq and is a predicted model, not a curated record. Gene Ontology annotation, biological process: egg coat formation; positive regulation of acrosome reaction; binding of sperm to zona pellucida. Bases 1 to 918 code for a protein of 305 amino acids. Gene Ontology annotation, molecular function: acrosin binding. Gene Ontology annotation, cellular component: extracellular matrix.